AUGGAGGGCCGCAAAGCGCAUCUGCUCAAGCUGUUCAGCUACACGGCAUGCGCUGCUGUGGGGACUUACAUGGUGUUUGGCCUCGAGUACCGUCCGCUGCCCGACGGCUCGGACCAUGUCUUCACCCGGGCUCAGAGCUGGGCGAAGAACCAGCUGGACGAGUUCUGGAUGCUGGACGAGGAGCGCGCGGCUCGCGCUGCUGCACGCGCUGCUGCGGCUGCUGAUGCUGCGUCACGCAGAGCUGCUGCCGCCGCAGAUCGGCUCCGCGCCGCGUCGGCUGCCGCCCGCUCCGACACGGGCGCCGCCGCGUCGUGA
Messenger RNA from Thecamonas trahens ATCC 50062, 315 nucleotides. RefSeq lists its product as uncharacterized. NCBI's taxonomy places the organism in Eukaryota, Apusomonadida, Apusomonadidae. Bases 1 to 315 code for a protein of 104 amino acids. The transcript has a single exon. The record is from RefSeq and is a predicted model, not a curated record.